Molecule: messenger RNA, 2628 nt
Organism: Nelumbo nucifera (sacred lotus)
Lineage: Eukaryota; Viridiplantae; Streptophyta; Magnoliopsida; Proteales; Nelumbonaceae
Source: RefSeq, a predicted model, not a curated record
AUAUUAAAUAUUAUAUAAUGAAUUUUAGCUAAUUUGGUUUUUUCCAUUAACGGAAUCUCUAAAUCUGAAAACCAAAACCGAAAACCAAAAUUAUUAAAAACCGGAUUUUUCAAAAACCGAAAAAAUCGAAACCGAAAUUUUCGGUUCGGUAAUUUGUUUUUAACCGAAUAAUGCUCACCCCUACCUGGGGUCAUGCUGUCAUGCAAAGAUUGGGAGUUUGGGCCUUUGGGGCAUUGGGCUUGGGCUGCUUUGUGAAGGUGCAUUAAAGAUAGGCCCCGCCCAUCCCGGAGACAAAAGGAUAUAGCCCAACACAGGCCGUCGAGCAUAUGUAAGGCCUGAACCCGAUUGGGUCUGUUGAACACCAAAUCCAGGCCCAUAAACAUCGUAUAUCUAUAAUUCUAUAUCCAGCUCUUAUUAUUCGUUGUCAGUUGCCAGUUGCCAGUUGCCACCCCACACCUCCACAAGAAACAUGUUUUCAGGAAAAAUAAAAUCAAAGAUGUUUCAGCAACUUCCGAACUCCGGAGAAAAGCUGAAAUCAAUUUUAAAAUACUCACUCACUCACGGCCCAAAAUCUACAGUCUUCAAGCUCCCCGAGUUCCGAAUUUCGGUUUAGGUUUUUGUUCUUUCAGCCCAUACCGGCCCACGAAGUGUGGGCCUUUGGAUUUCUAUUUGCUAAAGUGGGAUCCAUUGGAUUUGGACCAUUGAUUCGACGUUACGUAUAGCUGCUGUGAAAGAUGAAGCGAUUACACAUGUUUGACGGACAGUAGCGACGUAGCGUCAGCUCGAGUUUGUGGCUAAUGGAGUCGCAUCGGCAUUGCUCUUUCCUUUUCUUAUAUGAUAAAAUAAAUUUUCGAACGAUAAGCUAGUUGCAUCGUUCUAAUAGUGGCCUUCUGUUUGGUGAGCGAUUACAGACUUUACAGUUGCAUUCGUCUCAGCUCAGAGAAAGUAUGUGGGCUUCUUGGAGGCUCUCUCCUUGUUAUGCUUACAGGACACGUAAUGGGUUCUGUUGCAGAGCUGAUGGUCUGCCAAGUAAUACUGACGAGAAGAAGAAAGUUGUCGUCGUUGGUUCUGAUUGGGCUGGCCUAGCCGCUGCUCACCACCUCUGCAAGCAGGGUUUUGAUGUGACCCUCCUUGAAGCUGGAAAGUCUUCUGUAUCUAAGAACAUGUCUGCUAGCUAUGGAGAUGUAGGCAUCCAUGGCUUCUGGUAUCCCUAUCGAAAUAUAUUUUCCCUUGUUGAUGAACUGGGAAUCGAGCCUUUCACUAGCUGGACAAGAUCAGCACAAUACUCCCCAGAGGGUUUGGAGGUUGAAUUUCCAAUAUACCAAGAACAACCUGAAUUGCCAACUCCUUUGGGUCCUUUAUUUUACACACAGUUCCUUCGCCUCCCUUUGGUGGAUCGACUGACAUCACUUCCUCUGAUAGCCGCAGUCGUUGACUUUGACAACACUGACACUGCUUGGAGAAAAUAUGAUUCAAUGACUGCUAAAGAACUUUUUAAACAGUUUGGCUGCUCUGAAAGGCUUUAUCAAGAUAUUAUCAAUCCAAUGCUUCAAGUGGGCUUGUUUGCUCCAUCAGAGCAAUGUAGCGCAGCUGCAACAUUAGGAAUGCUAUAUUAUUAUGUUCUAGCUCACCAGAAACAUUUUGAUGUUAAAUGGUGUCGUGGGUCUGUUGGAGAAAAAAUUUUCAAGCCAUGGAUGGACUCAAUGAGAAAAAGAGGUUGUGAAUUUCUGGAGGGAAAAAUGGUGACAGAUUUCUCUCUGAAUGAGGAAACUGGAUGCAUUUCGGAAGUUGUGUGUGAAAAAGAGAGGUACAAGGCUGAUGCAGUUGUCCUUGCCAUUGGAAUUUCCAGUCUUCAGAAAAUUGUUAUCAAUAGUUCAGUUCUACAAUCAAAAGGGGAGUUUCUGAGAAUUUUGAACUUGUCAGGCAUCGAUGUGCUCACUGUUAGACUGCAUCUUGAUAGGAAGGUUAACAUUCCAAAAGCAUGCAAUAUUUGCUGUGGUUUUGAUGAUUCAAGUGGGUGGACUUUCUUUGACUUGAAUGCUAUUUAUGAUGAGUACCGGGACAAUCAAGUGACAAUAAUAGAAGCAGACUUUUAUCAUGCAAAUCAAUUGCUUCCACUUAAGGAUGACCAGAUAGCAUCAAAAGUGAUGUCUUUCCUUUCACUGUGCGUUAAAGACAUUGAAGAUGCUACUGUGGUUGAGAAAGAAGUGGGUAGUCCUAAAUCCUUGACUCACUUCUUUCCAGGUUCUUACAAUUACAUGAUGCGUGGGUCAACAACUUUUCCAAACUUGUUCAUGGCUGGAGACUGGAUAAUAACUCGACAUGGAUCAUGGUCACAGGAGAAAGCUUAUGUCACAGGUCUUGAAGCCGCCAAUAGGGUGGUCGACUACUUUGGGGAGGGAAAUUUUGCAAAAAUUAUAGCAGUGGGGGAAGACGAGCCCCAUAUUGAAACUCUUCGCAGCCUCAACAGCUCCAUAAAUGAGUUAAGAGCACAACUGCCCUUGUCUGAUUAUUUUCUCCAGUAGCAAUUUAACUCCCUAUCUGUGAUUCUCUAGAUUCAAUGUUGACUACGUAUAAGCAGUAAAAAAUAUAAAAGAAAAUGAUUUAUAUUUGAGUAUUUCAAUUUUC